AAUAAUAUUAUUAAUUAAUAAAUAUUAAUUAAUUAUUAUUCCGUAAAUAACUAAUUAUUCAUUACAUCAGUAGUCAUUACGAUAAAAUAAAUAUUAGGAAGUUUCUGCGGUCGGUUGCUUAAGAAAUAAGAACUAAGAACCGUUUCGAAAACAUCAAAAAACAAAAUGAAUAUAUUGCCAAAAAAGAGGUGGCAUGUCCGAACCAAAGAUAACAUUGCGCGUGUUAGGCGCGAUGAAGCACAAGCCGCUGAAGAAGAGAAGAAACUUAAGAUGAGGAUACAGUUAGCUGAGCAAGAAACAAAACUUUCAUUGCUGAGAAAUAGAUCAAAACAAAGAUAUGAUGACUCUGGAGACCGACCUGAAGAAACUAAACCUGAAGUGUUAAAUCAUGUUAAUUUGUUCCAAGACCUUGAAGAUGGGCAUGUUGCUCAUACAGGUGUUAACAAAGAACACGAACAGGAAAAAAAGGAAGAAAAAGAAGCAUAUGAAAAAAAAGUUGGUUAUCUUACUUAUUUAGGACAGGACACAGAUGAGGUGACUGGCAAUGUACAGUGGUAUAACAAGAAACCAAAACGAUUAGACUUGUGUGAAACUGAUAAAGAAAUUGAAACAAAAGUUAAAACAUUUAAUGAUCCACUUAUUGUCAUGAAGAAAUAUGUUGAAACAGAUCAAAAAGGCAGUAAUCAUUCAAAAGAAUUGAUAACAAAAAAGGACGAAUCACCUAUAAAAAAACAUAAGAAAAAACAUAAGAAAAAAGAAAAGAAAAAGGAAAAAGUUAAUGACAAAAACAAAAAUAAAUUAACUUUGGAAAAACUUAGAGAAAAGAGAUUAAAGAGAGAAAGAGAAGAGAGGUUUAGAGCCAGUCAAUUAUUGGCAAGAAUAAAUGGAGUCGUACCUGUCGAAGUUUCAAAACCACAACCAAAACCGGCUAUUGUACAAAAGUAUAAUUCUCAGUUUAAUCCAUACUUAGCUAAGCAAAAUUAUCCUACAAGUUUUAAUUCAUAAACAUACAAUCUAGAAAAUAAAUUUAUUUUUUGUUGGGUAAA
Messenger RNA from Acyrthosiphon pisum (pea aphid), 1046 nucleotides. Its product is annotated as leukocyte receptor cluster member 1 homolog. NCBI's taxonomy places the organism in Eukaryota, Metazoa, Arthropoda, Insecta, Hemiptera, Aphididae. The record is from RefSeq and is marked provisional.